Pristis pectinata (smalltooth sawfish) is the source of this 960-nucleotide messenger RNA. RefSeq names its product G-protein coupled receptor 35-like. The transcript has a single exon. Gene Ontology annotation, molecular function: G protein-coupled receptor activity. The coding region runs from base 1 to 960 and encodes 319 amino acids. Gene Ontology annotation, biological process: phospholipase C-activating G protein-coupled receptor signaling pathway; positive regulation of Rho protein signal transduction. NCBI's taxonomy places the organism in Eukaryota, Metazoa, Chordata, Chondrichthyes, Rhinopristiformes, Pristidae. Gene Ontology annotation, cellular component: membrane. The record is from RefSeq and is a predicted model, not a curated record.
AUGAAUUGUUCAAAUCACACGCAGAAUCACCCAGACUCGGCUCAUCAGGUAAUUUUGCUGCUGUUUACUGUGCCAACCUUCUUUAUCGGGUCAGCGUUGAACGGGGCAGCUUUGUACACGAUCUGUUGUGCUAUAAAGCAGCGGACCAAGCCCUUCAUCUACAUGGUCAACCUUGUCAUCUCAGAUACCCUUCUACUCUUCUCUUUGCCUUUCAAAGUCUAUGCCUUCUAUGUCAAGGAAGAUUGGAUCCUGAAGAUGGAGAAGAGCUUCUGCCAAUUUCUUGAAUCUCUGUGUUUCGUGAACAAUUACACCAGUAUCCUGGUGAUAACCCUGAUCUGUGUGGAUCGGUACGUAGCCGUCAGGUAUCCUUUCAAUGCCAGAACGAACUCAUCCCCAAGAACGAUCGCGGGAAUCUGUGCUUUCAUCUGGAUUACCGUGUGUAUUUGUACUAUUAACAUCUACUUCAAAAGUCAGUCGAAAUCCUGCUUUUACUUUAUCUCUGCAGACGUUUUGAGGCUUGAAUUCAUUAUUCCUCUGGGAGUACUGGUUUUGAUUUGUGCACUCACAAUGCUAUUCUGUUCCCUUCACAUUAUCCACAGCCUGAAUACUCGAGCCAGUGAGACACUGGACGGGUGCAAGGAUAAAUGCGUCAAAAUCCUCCUUUCAAAUCUGUUCACUUUUCUAAUCUGCUUCACGCCCUAUCACACCGUAUUGCUGUUAUAUUCCUUGGCUGUUAAUGGUUCCCUCUCGGGACAUAACUGCGAACGUCUGCGCCUAGCUCUGCAUUGUACCUUGUACCUGGCCAAUGUCAACUGCUGCCUGGACGCAAUCUACUAUUUCUAUGCCAUCAAAGAACUACGCCGGUCUCAGCAAAUCCCAGACAAGAAAAUCCAAAUGGAUGUCUGCGACACAUCAGUGAGCUCGACGGUCAAUCAGUCGCGGAACUCUCAUUCACAUUAG